UGCAGGUGAAAUUCCCACCGAGCGAAGAGUAUCACGAGAAAUAUCACUCCAAUCCUACCUACCUUACGUGCACCUUACCGAACCUGGUAGUCCCGAAAAGUCACCGAUCAGAACUAUCGAACGGACCGAUACCCCACUGUGACCCGGGCUGACUUCACGGCGUGGGGCAGGCGCGUCUUUUGCUAGCAGAAAACGAGAAAGAGCUGAGAGAGAAAGAAUAGUUCCUUUCUGCUCAACCACAAGCAUCUUCUACUACUGCUCCCACCACCGCCAGCACCACCAGCACCGCCACCACCCAGCAUGGCGCAGGUCAAUCUGAGCCCGCCUUCGAUGCCAUGGGGAAAGAAGCGCAUAGCAGUCAUGACCUCGGGGGGUGACUCUCCUGGUAUGAGCGCUGCCGUCCGAGCUGUAGUUCGACAGUCACUAUCAGCAGGAUGCACGGCAUACGCCAUCUACGAAGGAUACCAAGGCCUGGUCGACGGUGGAGACAUGAUCAAAGAGAUGAAAUGGGAAGACGUUCGAGGAUGGAUCUCAGAAGGCGGCACAUUGAUUGGCACUGCGCGAUGCAAAGCGUUCAUGGAGCGACCAGGGCGGCUGACAGCUGCGAACAACAUGAUCGAAAAGGGCAUCGAUGCUCUGAUCAUCUGUGGCGGAGACGGCUCAUUGACGGGAGCAGACAAGUUCAGAGGAGAAUGGCCAAGCCUGAUGGAUGAGCUGGUAUCGACCGGGAAGCGAAAAGAGGAAGAUGUGAAGCCAUACAGGCAUCUGAAUAUCGUCGGUCUUGUCGGAUCGAUUGAUAACGAUCUCAGUAGUACAGAUGCGACAAUCGGCGCCUACAGCUCGCUCGAACGGAUUUGCCAAUCGAUCGACUACAUCGACGCCACGGCUCUCUCACACCAGCGUGCUUUCGUUAUCGAAGUCAUGGGACGACAUUGCGGUUGGCUGGCACUCAUGGCAGGUGUGGCAUGUGGAGCAGACUUUGUCUUUUGCCCAGAAAAUCCACCUUCCGAGAACUGGGAGGCUGAAAUGUGCAGUAUUGUCCAAAAGCACCGCACCAUGGGCAAGAGGAAGACGAUCGUGAUCGUAGCUGAAGGUGCUCACGAUAGGAACCUCAAAGCCAUCUCACCCUACAUGGUGAAAGAUCUGCUCACGAAUAACGUGGGACUUGACACGAGAGUGACGACCCUGGGACACGUACAACGUGGAGGUCCUCCUUGCGCAUACGACCGCAUGCUGGCGACAUUACAGGGUGUGGAAGCCGUCAAGGCUGUACUCGAAGCUACGCCAGAAACCCCGUCUCCUGUGAUCUGCAUGGUGGAGAACAAGAUCGUACGGAAGGACAUGAUUGAAGCUAUUCGCCUCACCAAGAAAGUCGCCGAGGACAUCGCUAAGAAAGACUUUGAUGCCGCAAUGAAAGGCAGAGAUGCAGAGUUUGCAGAGUUCCAACAGGCUUUCAAUAUGACGACCUCCACAGACAACACCAAGACUCUGGUCCCGAAAGAGAAACGAAUGCGGGUCGGUAUAAUACAUGUCGGUGCGCCCGCUGGUGGCAUGAAUGCCGCAACUCGCGCUGCUGUGGCAUACUGCCUGUCGAGAGGUCAUACUCCGGUGGCUCUGCAUAAUGGCUUCCCCGGAUUAUGUCGCCAUCACGACGACAAGCCGCUGGGAUCUGUGCGCGAGAUUAGCUGGCUUGACGCAGAGAAUUGGGGAUCGAAAGGUGGUUCGGAGCUCGGAACUAAUCGUGCACUGCCAUCCGAGGACUUCAAGACGGUGGCCUUUUGCUUCGAGAAGUACAAGAUCGAUGCUCUCUUCGUUGUUGGUGGGUUCGAGGCGUUCACGGCCGUAUCUGAGCUACGAAAAGCUCGGGCCGAUUAUGACGCCUUCAAGAUUCCCAUGACCAUCUUGCCCGCCACCGUCUCCAAUAAUGUUCCUGGCACCGAGUUUUCGAUAGGCUCUGAUACUUGUUUGAAUGCCCUCAUCAACUAUUGCGAUGCGAUCAAGCAAUCUGCUUCAGCCUCUCGCCGCAGAGUGUUCGUAGUAGAGACGCAAGGUGGCGCUUCGGGCUACAUUGCCAUAUUGGCAGGCCUCGCCAUUGGUGCAGUCGCUGUCUACACUCCAGAAGAGGGCAUCAACCUCAAUAUGCUCGUGCAGGACAUCAAGUUCUUGAAAGACCAAUUUGCCAUGGACAAAGGCCAUGCUAGAUCUGGCAAAAUCAUUCUUCGCAACGAGAAGGCUAGCAAAGUCUACACGACAGAGUUCAUUGCAGAUGCUAUCAAGGAGGAAUCGAAUGGAAAGUUCGAUUCCCGAUAUGCUGUGCCUGGUCACUUCCAGCAGGGAGAUAUUCCGUCGCCCAUGGAUCGUACACGAGCUGUACGUUUCGGUGUUAAGUCGUUGCAAUACCUCGAGGCCUUCGCUGGAAAGUCGAAGCAGGAAAUUGCAGACGAUCCUAUGUCGGUAGCUGUUAUUGGUAUCCGAGGCGCUAAGGUGAAAUUCAGCGCUAUGGAAAAGAUUGAGCGCGAGGAAACGGAUUGGAAGGACCGGAGGCCGAAGGAUGAGUUCUGGAUGGGCUUGGUCGAUGUCGUAGAUACUCUGUCCGGACGAUCCUUGGUCAAGGCUUCCCGCACGUCCAUGCGUACGCCGCUUCCUGGCACCCCUCUGCCCGGCACACCGGAUGUACAGGGCAUGCAGAAGCAGAAUGGCACCGGGAAAUGAACGAGGGGAGACAGAAUCACAGUGAGACGGCUACGUGCGCGAGAGUCUGGGCAAGAAUGGCGAAAAGGACCAGUUGCUGACGACGGAUGGGAGGGUUCAUAGAGUGCCCUUCCCACCGUUAUAUGAUACGACCCGUGACAUGACAUGAGAACAAGAUACAAAAGCAAUGACUAGUCCAGUAUAUGUUUCAUAAAAGAAUUCAAGUGAAGAUAG
This is a messenger RNA of Sphaerulina musiva SO2202, 2925 nucleotides long. Its product is annotated as 6-phosphofructokinase. NCBI's taxonomy places the organism in Eukaryota, Fungi, Ascomycota, Dothideomycetes, Mycosphaerellales, Mycosphaerellaceae. Gene Ontology annotation, biological process: fructose 6-phosphate metabolic process; canonical glycolysis; fructose 1,6-bisphosphate metabolic process. The coding region runs from base 301 to 2712 and encodes 803 amino acids. The record is from RefSeq and is a predicted model, not a curated record. Gene Ontology annotation, molecular function: monosaccharide binding; 6-phosphofructokinase activity; AMP binding. Gene Ontology annotation, cellular component: mitochondrion; cytoplasm; 6-phosphofructokinase complex. The transcript is spliced from 2 exons.